AUGAUGUAUAGUCAAAAUGUUCGAGUACUUUCUAGAAUCGAGGAAUAUAAGCCACUUGUUAGACAUAUUGUCGAAAUGUCGUUAUUUUGUGUCGUUCUAACUCAUCCCCUUCCUGAACCUUUUCCGGUUAACAUAUCCAAAGAAAACUGGAUCUCUGAAUAUGAAACUAUCUCUAAAGAAAAACUCACCUUCGGGCAUCUCAAGAUGAUGAUACUUAGAGAAGUGAAGAGCAACCCUGUUUACAUGAACGUUCACGGGGUGAAGUCGCUAUGGAAAGUUAAAGGUCUUGCCGAAGGUAACAAUAAGUGGACAAAUCUUGAGGAAACAGCUAAAGAAGACGAAACUGACGUUGAACAAAAACUACGAGAACUCGGAGGUGACAAGCUGAUCUCGACUAUGAAGGUUGAAGCUGUUUUCCAAGACCCUUAUGAUGAUGGGAUCCACAUCAUUGUUCAACCGCCACCGCAGGCCACCACUGGGAAAAAAAGACGCGAAGACUCGGGCUCAGAUGAAGAAGGCAGAACCCGAAAAAAAGAAAGACAUGCACCAAAAACCCUGGCUUCUCUUCUUACUUCGUCAACAUUACAACCAUUUCCUUCAAAUAUCCCUCCCCACAAGUUUUACGAUCGUGAACAAGCUCUAAAAUUAAUGUUAGAUGUUGCUCGCUCUAACUUCCAAGGUCGCAAAAGUUUGGACCAUAAAAAUCAUAACUUUCUCCUAAUUCCUGGAGGGAUUGGAAUAGGCAAAACACGAAUGGGCUGGGAAUCCAAGUAUCUGUCCUCUAACCUGGUAGGAGGAAACGAUGACAAUGAUGAUUUUGUGGAAGCUAUGAAAAACCCCUGUUACAACUUCAUUGAUUUGAAUAAUGGAAGCAAAUACAUUGAUGGUUUUGAUGACAAGGAAGAUGCAAGUGUGCGAAUAGGGGCACGUAUUGCAUUGUCAUCAGGUUUGGUGUCAGAUAGUCGUCUAUCUACUCUGGUGAUGGAUACUAACAUUGGACUUUUCUCAUUUUCCAAUGUGAUUUGCGAGAUCCUUAAACGUCACUUUAUAAAAAACCGGUGUCCGCUUGCAAUCAUUAUCCAUAUUGACGAAUAUCAAGUUUACAUUAAUGACAUUCAACAACACCAACAAUUAUCAUGGAAAAAAUCUCGUGAUUUCUUUAAAUCAAUGCUAAGAGCGAUUGGUAGUGUCAUGCGUGGUAAUAAUAUAGAAAGAGAGUAUAAUGGAAAAUACUUCAUAAUUCCAAUCUGCACAGGAACAUCUGCCAUUGACAUUCAUUUUUUACCCACGGAGCAUAAACAAGAAAUCUUGGAGCUCAGGCCUUUGAAUUAUGCUUCAGCAAAAUCAAUGUUUCUUGACAAGUAUUAUUAUUCAAGUGGAAUAGCCAACAAAGACGAUGUGGUUCGAGGUCUCAAAAAUCACUUUAUUAAUAUAGAUUUCCAAGAUUACACUGAUGAAAAAUUCGAUAAUCUUUCAAAAGAGCUUUGUAAAUUUGUCUUAGAUCAACAACACUUUCGCAUUGCCAUGUUUGACACUGGCUUCAUUCCAAAGUUCAUUGACGAUCUCUUGGGCCCAUCUACUCUCAAAUCAGAUUUUGAUUGGGGAAAUCAACUAUUAACUAAAAUAUCUGGCCGAAAUAUAGGUAACUGGAAGGAGGAAUUUAGUGAUAUGCGUAUUGUGAUCUCAUUUGGGCUUACCAGACAGCCUAUCAAGCGAGAUUUUCGACUAACCAGUGGCUUAUCCAUUGGCGAGCUUGAGCGAUCUGGUUUAAUCUAUCUUUCAAACACUAAAGGUGAAUGGUAUAUAAUAGUUAUGCCCUUUAUGCUAUUGAAAGUACUCAACAACCAGCUCCUAGUAUCUAAUGUAGUAGAACCUGUGUUUCAAGAUAAUCUUCUCUUAAUCCCAACAUACGAUUCUCCUUGGCAGUGGCAAAACUUCGAAUCUCUAUAUGGACAUUAUCAAAAAGCAAUCAUUGAUAGUUUAAUCUACAUUCAAGAAGCAAAAAUUAAUUCUAUUAAAUAUAAAAUUAAUGAACUUGAAUUAGAGCAAAAAAAACAAGAGGAAAUUUGUGAAAUAGCCAAGAUUAAUCGCAAAAUUGAUUUGAAAAAACAAGAACUUAACAACCAAAUAAAUAAUUACUGGCAACUAUCUGAUAUAUUUCGUGGUGUAAAAGGUGCUGACACACUUCUUCAACGUAGAGUACAGUUGCGCCAACUCAAAGUUUUUAUUGAGAAAGAGAAGUUUCUUCAAUUGACAGAUGAUAUCGCAAAAUUUGAUAAGUCAGUGUUAUGUGAUGAUAAUGUGAUUCGCCCAUUCAAUGGAGGCGUUUUCCGAUGUUAUCAAGGAUGUGCAAAUAUUGAUCACCGUUGGGCAUUUGAUUCUGCCGAUUCUGGAAAGAAUUUAGCAAUAUUUUCGCAAAUCAAGUAUUCAGAACGUGAUUCAACUACUGAACUUUCAACACCAGCCAUUAAACGAUGGUAUGAUACAACAAUGGAAUCAGUAAAAAAUUAUAAGAAUGACUAUGAUGUAGUUCUUAUUUUAUUUACAAAUCAGAAAUGUACAGGAAAACUUAAUAUCGAAGCAAUGCCUCAACUACUUCUCAUUUAUCCGGAAAAUAUUGAGAAGUAUCUUUCCCUGGCAUUUGCUCAUCGUAGUUUAGUAGAUGGACCAAGUGAAAAUAAUUAUUCAUGA
Messenger RNA from Rhizophagus irregularis DAOM 181602=DAOM 197198, 2691 nucleotides. RefSeq lists its product as uncharacterized. The record is from RefSeq and is a predicted model, not a curated record. Lineage: Eukaryota; Fungi; Glomeromycota; Glomeromycetes; Glomerales; Glomeraceae.